Molecule: messenger RNA, 9483 nt
Organism: Durusdinium trenchii
Lineage: Eukaryota; Dinophyceae; Suessiales; Symbiodiniaceae
Source: the annotation of a GenBank genome assembly
AUGGCAGCAAGCUCAGAAGAGUCGGGGACAUCGAGUUGGUACAGGGUCCCUACCUGGUCGGGCAAUCCGGCCGAGUGGAGGACUUUCCGCCGAGAGAUGAAUUGGUGGAUUGCCUCCUUGGACAGCGAAAGCUGUAAGAAGUUCAACGUUGCAGCCCGUUGGGCCUUGAGACAACAUGGAGUUGUUCGAGCUCGAUGUGAGGAAUUUGAUCCGUCGGAGUUGGUUGGCAUCCAAGAGGAAUCCAUGGAAGAUCCAGAAACAAAAGAGAAGAUCAUUGUGACACCUGCCGACCCUUUUGCUGGACUCACCAAGCUGAUGGACGCCUUGGAGGCUACCGUUGGAAAGUCGAGCUUGGACCGAAAAGGUGAACUUCGCGCCAUGUACUAUCAAGAGAUCAAAAGAAAUGCUGGCGAAAGGAUUAGUGCAUUUUGCACACGGUUCAGAACGCUUGCUGCAGAUCUCAAAAGAGAAGGCAUUGCAAUGCCUGAGGAAGAGCUUGGUUGGAUGCUUAAGGAACGCCUUGGAUUGGACCCGAUUCGCAAACAAUUGUUGGAAACCGCAUUGGCUGGUCGGGAAUCCUAUGAUGUUGUGGAAACGGAGUGCCUUCGGUUGUUUCGUGAUUUGCACACCUCCGAUCCUCUUUACAAGGCCAAGCAUGCAGACAAGCCCCCGUUGUUGCAGAGAUUUUUGCAGUCGCGCAAUAGCAACACGUCGUACAGGUCCCCCAGUUCUGCCACUCGCUCUGUUCGUUCAUUCAGGUCACAGAGCUCAGCUUCAGCUUCGAGUCGGCCACCUUUCCGUCGGUUCGGAAACAGCGGUGCACCACCUCGUCAGGCUCUGGUGACAGAGCUGCCAGAGGAUGCUGAACAGUAUGAGCCCGAGCUUGAAGAAGACACUGAACUGAUUCCGGCUGAGGAAGCUUCACCCCAGUCGAUUGAAGAGGUACUUCAAGCCGAAGCUGAAUACUUGGCAAGCGAGAUCCAGGAGUUGGAGGACCAGGGUUGCGAAGCUUCAGUUUUGGAGGAGUUGGAAUCAGGCCUUGAACAGGCCGCUGAAAGCCUGGUGACCAUGCGUGAAGCCCGAAGCCGCAUUGCUGAAGUGAAGAAGGACCGCGGCUAUGGUAAGGCCGCAUCAUCAUCCUUUUCAGCUGGCAAGAAACCGCAUGGCAAUCAGGUUCCCAAGCAGAAGGCCAACACCCGUUGUUUUGAUUGUGGAGAACCUGGACAUUGGGCGGGUGACUCCGCAUGUGCAAAGCCCGGAGCUGGCUUGGAAAAGAAAGGCCGUGGCAAAGGUCUGAGCACUUCCUCUCCAGCGAAGCAAGUGCGUGUGACUGAAGCCCUCAACACGGAGCAUUUGUUGGAAAGUGAUGCAUUGGUUGAACCACCGGUUGAGCGUGAAGUGAUGAUGUUGACAACAUUGGUUGACAAGUCGGUUGACACAUUGGUUGACACAGAUGUGUUGGUUGAUCAAUCGGUUGGCAUGUCGUUGAAAGGACAGUCGGUUGCAAGGCGUGUCGAUUCAUUGGUUGAGCAUGAAGUGUUGACAUUGUCGGCAGAGACCUUUGGCCUGCCCUUGUCGGAAGUGCUGGCGCAAUCCCACGACAAAGUUGCAGCUACCUAUGAUGAUUGGCUCCACCCUUAUCACGGUCUGGGUUUCCAUUGUGCCGGUAGCGUCAUUGGGAUUAUUGUUGGGGAGAGAUUUUUGAGUGGGAUUGGUGCAGUGAUGUCGUUCGCUCGCAAGAAGCUUCGGGCGGACCUUGUCAACAAUGAGUUGCACGAUUUGGGUCAACUUGCUGCAGGACACUUCACCCUGCCUUUGCCACCAACGGGAGAUUGGAUGCGUCCGGGCACUCAACGCUGGCGAAGCUUUGGUCAAGAUGGUGUUGUCGAGAUGCAGUUGAACUGUCACGAUUGGUGGAACAAGAAACUUCUUUCUCGUUUAGCUCGUUUUGAUGUUUUGCAAGCACCUGCAGCACCGCACGAGCACCUGGUCACUGAACGUUCCUUGUCGGCAAUGGCUCAAGCGAUGACGGACACCUCAGGGAUGAUCGCCAAGUGGAGGCGCAUGGUGCUACGACAGCGGGCUCGCGCCGAAUGGCACGGCCGUGGAUUGCUCUUAUGGUUGCUGCAGCGACCGCAUCUGCGGUAUGCUCCCUUCCCAUAUCCAAGCAUCUCGAACGUCAAGCAGUGGGAGGAACAAGCGGUCUCAAUGACUGCGCAGCGGCCCAAAGCCAUCCUCAAGGAGCACUACACGAGAAGCUGCAUCAACCAGGUCUACGAGACCAAGAACCUAGUGGAACUGGGUCAGUUCCGCAAUCGUGUUGGCCUGCAAUUCGCCUUCGUAGAGGACAGCCUUCUUCAAGGAAUGCUGGCAGCCCGUGCGAACAAGGGCAUCACUACGCAGUUGAAGAAAGAAGCUUUCCAAGAGGCUCAAAUCAAGGCAGCAGCGAUGAAGUCUCAGGAAGAUCAAGAAGCUGCCGUUCGACAGCUGAUCGGACCAAAGGGUGGCCUACCGUCACUCAAAGCCGACCUCAUUCGCCUGGCUGCCCUCCUCAACGUGACCCUCGACUCCAAGAUGACCAACGAGCAGAUCAAGGCGGCUUGCCGACCCAUGAUUGCCGAGCUCAUGGCAAAACCGAAGCCGAGCAGCAGCAGUUCAAAGAGCUCGACAGAUCCGGCAAUUCCCGCCUCUCAGGCGAAAGCCAAGCCUACCUCAGCGCCACAGGUGAUGGAGGCUCCACGUCGAUUCGACGGCCCGCAGAUGAUCUCAGUUCAAGAUGUUCACGAACUGCUGGCAGCUCAGGAUCAGAAGUUCCAGACCAUGCUGAAUCAGGUCAUGCAACACGUGACCUCUCAGCCAGUCCCCAAGGCAAUGGCUGGCCAUCCGAUUCUCACCGGAUGGGACGCUCCUCCAGACGAGACCAUGGAGGACGGACGUUUUCAUGGCUGGACACCCGAGGAGAUCCGCCAGAUGAAUGCCGACCACAUUCAAGAAGAUCUGGAUUGGCGGAUGGCCAACGGCAUUCCUCCUCGGCAAGCUCAGCUGAUCUCAGAAGCCUGGAACAAGCACUGCCGAGACCGUCGUUUGGUAUCUCUGAGUGCCUAUGAGGUCAACGAGAUCUACGCUGGUGAAUGGGAAGCGACAGUGAAUGAGGCCCAAAACGAUGUCUUCCUGACCUCCGUUGUCAUUGGCCUCGAUGAUGACACCUCUCCGAAUGAAGACGCUUCUCAGAAUGUCAAGAAUCCAUCGAAUGCCAAGCUCACACCGAAUGUCAACAAGUUCAAGAAUGACUCCGGAAAGUUCUUUUUUAAUGAUACGGCGACCACCGAGAUCUACACCACGACUCAGAGAGUCACCAAAGCUGCACAGCAACGUGGGCACGUCACCGGAUCACCUUUGUCAUUGGAAACGGGCUGGAAUUUCUUGCGGAGUCAUGACCGCGAGGUGGCUCGAAAGCUUUUGUCUAAGGAGAUCCCCUAUUUCCUGGUGAUUGCCUUCCCUUGCAGUUUUUGGAGCAUCCUCCUGAACCUGAAUCCUCCGAAGGAUCAUGAGAGAAGGCUGAAAGAAGCGAUGCAGUUGCUCCGCUUCGCUAUACAGCUGGCUCGUGAUCAACAUGCCCGUGGUUUGCACUUCGUUCUGGAGAAUCCUCAAAGCUCCAGAGCAUGGUCUUUGGAUGAGAUGCAAAAAGCCCUGUCUGCCUUGCAAGCUCGUUUGGUGGACUUCCAUCAAUGUCGCUUUGGCCUUCGAGGACGCAAUGGACAGUUGGUCCGCAAAGCAACUCGCUUGGCUACUUCGAGCGACUACAUCGUACAGACCUUAGAUGGCAUGAAGUGCUUGGGAAACCACGACCACGAGCACGUCAUCGGUGGAGCGCACAUCUCAAGACCUUCCGGUCACUAUCCAUGGGAGCUCGCCAAGACUCUCGUGAAGGGAAUGGAAAGGCAGUUUGAAGCCGAUUUCAAAAGGCCUCACCCUGGCAAUUUGCCUGGAUCGCCUCACUCCACCUUAGCUGUUGAAGAAGGAGAAGCUGAACAUUACCCCGCUGCACUCGAUGACAGCGAUUCAGAAGCAGAGCUUCCAGAUCUUCCUGAACCUAAAGGAGAUGCCAAACUUCCAGCUGGAGUGAAGCUAGCGCUCAAAAGAUUGCACGAGAACACUGGUCACCGUUCUGGAAAACGUUUAGCCAGAGCAUUGGCCAUUGCGGGUGCGCCAGCAGAUGUGGUGAGAGGAGCCUUGCACCUACGUUGCUCCAUUUGUGAUGAGCAGCGUGCUCCCAAGGCGAGGAGACCUACCAGUUUGCCUACGCCAAAAGAUGUUGGCGACCAGGUGUUCAUCGACAUCUUCGAGGUCUUCGAUCUCCAAGAGCGCCGUUACUAUGUGGUUCAUGCAGUUGACUUCGUGUCGCGGCUUCAAAUGGCCGAAUUGGUGGACCAGAAAUCCUCAGACAUGGCUUUGGUGAAAGCACAUUCAGUGAGCGCACGAGAUGACAUGGACGUGUGCAUUCAAGAGGCUGUAGCUGCUUACAACAGCGACAUGACUGAUGCCGGUGUCACGCCCAAUCAGGCCGCUUUUGGCCGUCAGCCUCGUCUCCAUGGUGACACCCUUGGCGACUUUGGAAGAAGGUUGAGCGAGCGCGGGCUAAUCGAGUCAAAGCCCAGCCUGGCUCGACAAGUGGCCAUCAGAGAGUCAGCCCGGAUUGCUAUGUUGAGAAUGCACUUCUCCAAAGGUCUUCGACGGGCCGAAACAGCCAGAUCGAGAACAUCCACCAUUGAGCACAACCUUCAACCUGGGCAGAUAGUCUACUUCUACAGGCAGACUCGCUACAACAACAAGACCUCAGGUUCCAAGAAGCGCCUCAGUCUUCGACGAUGGCAUGGACCAGCUCUUCUCAUUGCUUUGGAGGGCCACACGAACGGCUUCGUGAGCUAUCGGGGCCAAUUGACAAAGUGCGCUCUAGAACACCUGAGGGCUGCGAGCACUAUGGAACAAGUGGCCACCUCUGUCUGGGAAGAUGCUAUUCAAGAAGUGAUUGAGGCAGCUUGCCACGACCAGUCCAGGAACUCUGAAGUUCGAGAUUCCGAAUCUGCAGUACCAGAAACAGCACGUCGUGAAGGGCAACCUCAGGAAGUGUUCGAACCUGAAACUCCAGUGAUCCCUCAAGCUCAAGGAUUACCUUCGUCCGCAGCUCCACAUGAUCUUCCUCCUCUUCAACCGCAGGAGAUGGUGGCUGGAAUGUCUCGAGCCUUGACACCAGGAGCUGAAGGAGCUUUUGGAUCGAGCACCAGAAGGAGCUCUUCAGUGAUGAGACCGAGCUUUGACCUAUCUCAGUCUCCGUUUCCGCAAACUCUUCAGAAAGCACUGCUCCAAGCACAAGAACGAGCAACCGAAGUUCCUGUUCCAGAAGCUGGCAAUAAACGCUCGGCUGAGCUUGAUGCUGAACAACUUCGGGAAGAAGUUCAAGAGGCUGAUGAGAUUCCACCUCCGGCGACUUCAGUCACUGCUCCUCAGUCCAGUGAAGUGCUGAAUGUGACCGCUUUGCCUUAUGAGGUGAUGGAACUACAAGCGAAAGCGGAACUCCAUCCUCUUAGACAACUACAAGCCUUGGCUGCUAUGGAUCGUCGCGAUCCUCUCGGAAGCAAAGUGCUAGAUCAUGGCACUUGGCGUGGUGAUUGGCCACUCCCUUCAAGGACAACCUGGCAAAGAAUGAAGCUUCUUGGUCAGACUUGGCCGCUUGGCAACCACGAAGCUGCUUCUGAAGUCCUUGCCGUCCUCACGGCCAGGAAGGAAAAGUCCUGGAACUCUUUGACAGAGUUUGAGAAAAAGGAAUUCCAUGCAGCCGCCCUCAAAGGCUGGCAAGUCUGGACAGACAAUGACGCAGUCGAGAUCCUUCCAGAUGAUGAAGCAGGGCGCAUUCGUGCGCGACUGAGAGCUGAGAACCAAAGUCACCGCAUCUUGGUCCCUCGUUAUGUGAUGGUGGACAAGAAUGACGGCCUUCGAACGGAGACCAAUCAGCUUCCCUUGCUGGCGAACGCUCGCCUGGUGGUCCCCGGGUACCAGGACAUAUCGGCCUAUGGCAUCAGACGCUACGCCCCAACAGCGUCAAGGACAAGUCAGCAUUUGCUCCUGGCCUACACGGCUUCAAGCAAGUGGAGUUUGUGGUCAGCUGACAUCAAGUCGGCCUUUCUCAAGGGUGAAGAGUUUGGGCCUGAAGAAAGGAUCCUUUACUUGGCCAACAUCCGGACCAAGCAUGCUGAUGAACCCACCUUGCCCUUCUCACCUCAUGGCCUAUGCAGGGUCAAGAAAGGCAUCUUCGGCUUGGCAGACAGUCCGCGCCGAUGGUACCAGCGGCUCAACAAGGCGGUGAUCAAACGAGGCUGGAAGAUCUCGGUGCUAGACAGCGCCAUGUGGAUGCUAUGGAGUGAAGAUGGCUCCGAGUUGGAAGGCAUCAUGUUGUCCCACGUGGAUGACCUUUUGAUGGGUGGCAAUGAGCGUGCUCAAAAGACCCUAGAAUCUCUGGGUCAAGAACUGGGCUUUGGAUCCAUCUCCAACAAGUCCUUUGUCUACUGUGGCAAAAAGAUAGAGCAGCUCGAUGAUGGCACCAUCUCCGUGUCCAUGGAGGAGUAUCACUCGAACUUGCAGCAGGUGAAGAUAUCUCCAGAUCGAAAGAAGACACCAGAUGCUGCGCUACAUCCUUCAGAACACAAGCUUCAAAGAGUUUGUAGAUCAACCUUCGCCGCUGAAUUGCUCGGCAUUGAGGAGGCCAUGGAUGCAGGACAGUACUGCAGAGGAGUGCUAGCUGAGGCCCAUGGCUAUGCCUUGGAUAAGAAGCCCUUCGAGGUGAGCACAGAUUCCAUCUCCAUGGUGGUUGUCACCGACUCCAAGGAUGCCUACGACAAAGGGUCGAGCUCAACCCCGUCGUAUGGGUCGCAGAAGUCACUUGCCUUCACAGUGGCUUGGAUCAGGUCCAUGCUGGCCCGGUGCAACACGAUGUUGCGUUGGACAUCCACCGAGAACCUCUUCGUGGAUUGCGGAACGAAGGACAUGGAUUCCGCCCACCUUUUGCGGAUCCUCGAUGCAUGUUGGCACAGAAUUUCAGAAGACUUGGCAGUGCAUGUUUGCUCAAAUGCCCGCUCCUUUCGUUCUCCCAAGCCACGCUUCAAAGUGGACUCACUUCCGUACAGGUUCACCUUUGCCUGUCUAGAGGGAGCUCACGCCUUGACCUGGCGAAGCCUUGAAGAAGGCAUUGACAUGCGAGAUUUGAAGAACCUUCGUGCCAGUCUCGGCACCUGUGCAUCGAAGCUCAUUAGUUGCUUCAGCACGCAUCCGAUUGCUGAGCGCACCAAGGCCAUUCAGCAGGAGGCCAAGCUGCCAGGAACAGCUGGCCCGAACAGCUCCGGCGCCUCCAAGGAGCAGCUCCGCGAGGCGCUGGCAGCUCGCAAGGCCAAGUUGAGGAGUCAGUUUGUGGCAGCCUUUGUUUCGUGGGCGGUGAUUGAAGCCUACCAGGCCGCACGAGAUGCGGACGCCCAGCAGGAAGAUGCCUCGUCCUUCUUAGCUGUGGUGCAGAGUCCUAAGGCAUUACGUGCUGACAGUGCUAAGGUAGAGAAAGCGCCUAUUGUAGUUGAGCUCACCAGGACCUACAGUGGUGAGGGCUUGAACUGGCGCAAUUCGGCCUAUGUGGGUGACCUCUUCAUCGGUUCGCCAAAGAUGCAACGCCUUCGGGUGAGCUUUGACACGGCCUCCGGCCAGGUCAUCAUUCCAUCCAGCAGAUGCCAAAGUUUAGCAUGCAAAGAGCACCAGCGCUUUGCAAUCGGCGCCAGCUCCUCAGCGAAGGAAGUGAACGCCGACGGCACCCAGGUGCAGAUGCUACCCGGAUCACUGAUGAUCCGCCGGGAUGCAAUCACAGUGGGUGUCUCCAGCAUCGACCAUGGCUCUGGCAAUGCUUUUGGUGAUCUCCUCUUAGACCUAGUCUGUCUGGGAGGCCCACAGCAUUGCACAGAGUUGGGUUUGGUGGCAGUGACCAACAUGAGCGACGUGCCCUUCCGUGCCAUGGUCCAAGAUGGGAUCGUCGGCUUGGGCAUGAGCCAGUUGGCAGCAAAUCCAAUCUUCCAUCCGCUGAGCUGCUUCCAGUCAAACCUGUCCAAGUCCUUCUCACUGUGGCUUGGGGCCGAGCGUGGUCAGCUGUCCAUCGGCAUAGGCAUGAGCCACAUGAGCUCCUUGAACUGGAUCUCCGUGCUCCGCCCAGAGGAGGGCUACUGGCAAUUUGCUCUUCAUGGCUUGCGGAUCGGGAACCGGACGGUGGCCUGCUCCAAUCGGAUGGGCAACGAAAGCAGUUGUCGCGCCGUCAUUGACACCUCUGCGGCCGGCGUGGGUUUGCCCCCUGCCAUGUACCAGCGAUUGAUGGCAGCAUUGAAGGAGAAGGUGUGCGAUGGACCGCAAGUGACCUUUGAGGUGGAGGGGCAGAUGCUGCACUUGGACGCCCAGGAUUACCGGGACUCCAGUUGCGAAGCCAUGUUUGUCCCCACCGACCUGCCCGAAACCUUCAAGGACGUCUUGAUCCUGGGACAGCCAUUCCUACGGAAGUAUUUCACGGCCUUUGACGGCGAGACUAGGAGUGUGGGCUUCGCCUUGGCCGCGCAGAUCGAGGUCCCGCCCACCGUCAGCCCCUCGCCAUUGGCGCUGGCAGAGGCAGGCUACCAGCUUCUCAGUGCAAAAGAAGCCAUGGAGCUGGAGACACGAGAUGACUGGCGGGCAGAAGUGCAGCUGUCCCCAGAGGCAGCCUUUCAUCAGACCAACAUUUUGGCUGCUCUGCUGCUGCAGGUCCUAAUCAUGCAGGUGGCCAUGAUUGUGGUCUUCAUCAGCUUCAAUGCGCGAAGCCAGGAGCAGUUCACAGGGCGCGCGGCCUUUGCUCGUGUGAGCGCAGCGCUGCAGAACUGGUUCGGCCUGAAGAUUUUCCGAUCCAACCACCUUGCCUCCUGGCUGCUGGCGAUUCGCCCCAUCCCACCUCAAGAGGCAGAGUGUGUGGUCUGCCUGGGUGUUCGCGAUGAGGAGGCACAUCCCGGAAGCGAGCCAGCUUGGUGUGAGCUCCGAUGUGGGCAUGUCUUCCACCAGGAGUGCAUCGCUGAAUGGCUGGUCAAGGUGCAGAGUUGCCCCGUGUGCCGCAGCAGCAUCUAUGCCCGGAAGGAAGUGCCUCAGCCCCUGCAGCCCAUGGCUUCCAUCGAGCAGGAUGCUCGCAGGCAUUCCCACGGGGUGGCUGACAGCGUUGUGACCAUCUUGCGAGAUGGUGUGGAGGUCUUUGAACUUGAUCGCCCCAAGCCACAGGCGAAAGAUGUACCUGCCAAAGUAAAUGCAGGUCGGUCCCAUUUGGACGUCAAGCGAAGGAGGCCGCGCGAAGAUGCGAGGCCCCAGAACCUUCAGGAGCGCCGGAGGUAUGAGGGCCAUGAGUCCCCUCGAAGAAGUGGCAGAAGUCGCGGCGCGAGGGCAUAG